Messenger RNA from Guyanagaster necrorhizus, 665 nucleotides. RefSeq lists its product as uncharacterized. Lineage: Eukaryota; Fungi; Basidiomycota; Agaricomycetes; Agaricales; Physalacriaceae. The transcript has a single exon. The record is from RefSeq and is a predicted model, not a curated record. The coding region runs from base 133 to 492 and encodes 119 amino acids.
ACCCGCCACCCGCCACCCACCUCGAUCCCUGUAGAUCCUCCCGACUUUUGACACGUCUCCGCCGCCGGACGCCAUAACCGACCUAUUUACGUAUACGCACUCGCUGGAAAAAACGACGACUCCCUCCGAUCAAUGGCUCCUCCAUCACCGACACCAGCCCCCGCCUCAGCUGCCGAAUCUCGACCCUUGCAGCUCGUCCCCGUUGCAUGCCAACCCCGACCCACCCGUUCUCCACAGCAUUUCAUCCCCAACCGCGUCUCGUUUCCGACCCCUCAACCCCUUCAGAUUCCGCUCAACACUCCACUGAAAGCAUAUCGGGCGUCAAUCACACCAUUCUCCAUCCCCUUGCUCCAUACAAUGCUUCUCACCACCCCAUUUGCGCUUGAUUCCCCAGAAGCUCUGCUUGUAUGCUCCCCAUUCAACGCGAUUGCCUCGCUCUUGUCCUUAUUCAGAAACCCUUGUCAUUUCUUUACUUCAUCGCCUUUGCCGUAGCUUAGCUCGUCCCAUGUGCUACCGACUUUGCUCCAUGCUAUUAUUCUUUGUGCUGGAUCCACUGCGGAAGAAGAUUAUUUUAGAAAUCCCUUCUUUACCUUUUCUUCAUACAAUGCUCCUUGAUACAUUAAUCAAAGAAUGAACUCCCCUUCUUCUGCAUUCGAAUGAAUCAG